Pseudopipra pipra is the source of this 3740-nucleotide messenger RNA. Its product is annotated as olfactory receptor 5AP2-like. Gene Ontology annotation, cellular component: membrane. Lineage: Eukaryota; Metazoa; Chordata; Aves; Passeriformes; Pipridae. The coding region runs from base 2689 to 3633 and encodes 314 amino acids. Gene Ontology annotation, molecular function: G protein-coupled receptor activity; olfactory receptor activity; odorant binding. The record is from RefSeq and is a predicted model, not a curated record. Gene Ontology annotation, biological process: G protein-coupled receptor signaling pathway. The transcript has 3 exons.
UGUUCUCUGCAGUGAAUAACAGCAGUCCCAAAGAUCCCUGCACCCCUACUGAGUAUGAUCAGAUUAGGAGCAGCUAACAUAAAAUCAUAGAAUCACAGAAUCACAGACUGGUUUGGGUUGGGAGGGACCUUAAAGACCAUCUUGUUCCACCACCCUGCCAUGGACAGAGACAGCUUUCACUAGACCAGGUUGCUCCAAGCUCCAUCCAACCUGGCCUUGAACACUUUUAGGGACAGGGCAGCCACAGCUUCCCUGUGCCAGGGCCUCACUACCCUCACAGCCAAGAAUUCCUUCCCAAUAUCCCAUCUAACCCUUCCCUCUGGUAGUGGGAAGCCAUUCCCUCUCAUCCUGUCUCUCCAGACCCUUGUUCAAAGUCCCUCUCCAGCUCUCUUGGAGCCCCUUUAGGCCCUGGAAGGGGCUCUAAGAUCAUGUGAUAGAUCCACAUUUUUUGCAAAAUUCAAAGAAAUAGGGUCUGCAAACAAAAACUGCUACUGCAGGUGAUACCAUGUUCUGAAUUUCAACAUCCACCAUCUACCCUUGCAAAGUGAAUAAGAAGCCAUCUGUGCCAGCUUCCAUGUCUCCCAUUAUCCUUCCAAAGAUGGCCCACUUUAUCCUCUGUCUUCCUUUUAUUACCAACAUAGAGGUUGUAGCCAGGUGGGGGUUGGUCUCUUCUCCCAGGCAACCAGCAGUAGGACAAAAGAGCACGGUCUUAAGCUGUGCCAGGGGAGGUUUUGGUUGGAUAUGAGGAAGAAACUAUUUACAGAGGGAGUAAUCGGACAUUGGAAUGGUCUGCCCAGGGAGGUGGUGGAUUCACCAUCCCUGGAGGUUUUCAAGAUGAGACUGGAUAUGGCACUCAGUGCCAUGGUCUGGUAACCAUGGAGGUGUUGGAUCAAGGGUUGGACUGGUUGAUCUCUGAGGUCUUUUCCAACCUGGCUGGUUCUAUGAUUCUAUAAUUCUAUUCUAUGAUACAGUAGAACUGACACAGUGGCUACUUGGUGAGAAACCAGGGGUAUCCCGUGGGAAAGUCAACAGGCAGAUUUUGUAUUUUUGAGACAGAUCUAUUCCAUCUCAUGUCAGCAAUCAAGACGGAUGACAUUCAGCCUCUGCAGCUCCGUAGGGGCCCAAGUCACUGUGGCAGAAAUUGGUCUUUCAGACUGUUUUGUCUACACUCCCCUCUAGCGGUGUUUGCGUAAUACAACAUCCCCUCAUAAUUUUGGAGGGACUUAAUUUUUUCAUGUGAUCUUUGAAUUUUCCCUUGUUCUUAUGACAUUUUUUCUUUUCGAGGUUCACCAAGCAGAUGCAGAGUUGUGCUUUGCCAAGAGAUCAAGCUGUUUCUGCCCAGCCUUGAAGCCUGAACACCGACUAACAAAUUUCAAUGGACCCGACCUUAUAAAUGCCAGCUGGGAGGCUGCGGUACAAAAUCAGGACCUGGAACAAUCAUCUCACUUAUUUGUGAUACCACAGCUAGGAGGAAGAAGCCCUGUGGAGAAAGAAGAUGGAGCAGCAUCUCCAGAGGACACCUGAAUUAGCCUCACAGGCAUCUGCCUGGCACUGAAUCCAGGCCCUCGUCAGGUUUAGAUGUCAACACAGCAGUGCUGACUUGGUAACAAUGAUGAUCACCAUAGUAAUCUCUAGCUCAAUCAUCGUUCUAUCUAUCCACAUAAUUCCAUUCAGGCCCAAAAAGUGAUCAAAGUGUAGGCUAAAAAAGAGCUAAUUCCAACCAGAGUGUACAGGGAAAGAAUGGUUAUUUAUGUUAUUUAUGAGGCUGAUGACAACAACCUCUCCAAGGCUUUUGUUUGCUUGAUUAUCCCCUGGGGUGUUUCACUGGUCUCAGCUCUGAAAAGGAUUUUAAGGAGUGAAGGGGUAGAAGGAACAGUCCCUAUCUGAUAGAAUGGAAGAGCUGGUAUAUUCAGUUGGCUAAAUAAAAAAAAAAGGAAAAUCUGAAAAUUAUUGAGGGGACAACACACACGACAUGUUUUUGCAAACACAGAGCUCUAAUCUUCUUCUUUUUCCCCUUGUUCCCAAGAAAAUCAAGGUCUUCAUGAAAAUAAAGCUGUAUACAAAAACCUCAAGAAGUCAAAGAGCUUUUACUUGGAUUUCAAUGUUCCUGUGGCUUCAGGCAGUGGGAACUUCACUGGAAACUUCACUGGAUUGCUACAACCUGUCAAAUGUGGCUUAGACACUUGUUUCCCACAAGAUGCAUGGAUGUGUCUCAUCAUCUCCCAUGGAGUUGUGCACCUUCAGCCCCCUUGGAUGGUCCUGUACCUGAUCCUCUCCUCAUUUUCCCACUCCUGCCUUUGCCUCCUGUGACUCAGGCAGUGUGGAUGGAGCACUUGCUGGUGAAGAUCAAGAAAUGAAUAUGGCAAAACUUGUGACAGCAUCUGAUAAAAGAACUUGAUUUUUAAUUUGCUUGCACAGACUGGAGACAUGCUAGAAAGCACCCUUGUGCCAGAGAAGAAACAUGGACAUCAGUUCAGCUGCAGGUACUCCUCUUAGUACGUGGAGUAAUAAUUAAUGUGACUCUGAGUGUGAGAAAUCUUUUUGUAAAAAUUACUUGACAGGUCUGGUGAUGCAAAGACUUUUUUAGUCUUGGCUUCUCUAUUCUGUGAGGAAAUUUUCAUUAUUUUCCUGACUGUAGAGGUCUUCAUUGCUGGUAGCAUUUCCUGACUUAACACUAGAAAAAAAGUUAUGGCAAAUCAAGAGUGGAAAAAUGGAACAGUUGUUACAGAGUUCAUCCUCCUAGAUUUUGGGAAUGGCCCUGAACUGGAUGGUUUUCUCUUCCUGAUGUUUCUGUCGAUCUACUUGGUGACCAUAACUGGGAACACGUGCGUCGUCGUGCUGGCGGUGGUUAACCAGCACCUCCACACCCCAAUGUACUUCUUCCUGGGCAAUUUGGCCUGCUUGGAAAUCUGCUACAGCUCCAAUAUCUUGCCAAGGAUGUUGCUCAGCUACGCAGGUGGAGACAGGCGCAUUUCAGUCAGGGGGUGUUUCACACAGUACUAUUUCUUCGGCUGCCUGGCAGGUGCAGAGUGUUACCUGCUGGCCGCGAUGUCCUACGACCGGUACCUGGCGGUGUGUGAGCCCCUGCACUACCCAUCCCGCAUGGACACCAAGCUCUGCCUCCGCCUGGGCGCUGCGUCCUGGGUCAGUGGCUUUCUGUCCAAUUCCAUACUGACGUUCCUGAUCUCAAAUUUGGAUUUCUGUGGGCCGAAUGAAAUCGACCACUUCUUCUGCGACUCCUUCCCGGUGAUGAAACUCUCCUGCAGCGACACGCGGGUGGUGGGAUUUGUCACUUCUGUCGUGGCAGGUGUGUGCUCGCUGCCUCCAUUCCUGUUGACCUUCUCAUCCUAUCUCUACAUCAUUGCCACAGUCGUGAGAAUUCCUUCUGCCACUGGAAGGAAAAAGGCCUUUUCCACUUGCUCCUCACAUCUGAUUGUGGUGAUUCUUUUUUACUGGUCAAUAGUAGUUGUCUACAUACUCCCUUUUCACGAUACCCACAUAUUGCCAAACAAAGUCUUCUCUGCUUUUUACACCAUUCUCACCCCCUUGGUCAACCCCCUCAUCUACAGUCUGAGAAACAAAGAAAUAAAGAAAGCUCUGCAGAAGCAUAUGAGAAAAUUGCUGGCUUUCUGAAGGCUGCUUUCUGUAACAAAAAAUAAGGGGUAAUGAUCCUUAAUGAGUUACAGACACAAUUACAUUGCGUGUGAAUGUAGUUAGUGUGAAUAAAGCAUGGAAAUAUG